AUGGACAAGGAAGGAGGAUUUGUUAACAAACCACCUAUUAUGAAUGGCACCAACUAUGAUUACUGGAAGGCACAUAUGGUGGCUUUUCUAAAAUCUAUGGAUAGAAAAACCUUGAAAGAAGUUAUCAAAGUUUGGAAAGACCCUGUGGUGAAGGACAUAGAUGGGAAGGACACGACUAAUUUGAAGCCGGGAAAGGAAUGGUCCAAGGAAGAAGAUGAACUUGCUCUCGGAAACUCCAAAGCUUUGAGCGCCCUGUUCAAUAGGGUUGACAAAAAUAUAUUCAGGAUGAAAGAUGAUGAGUGCAUUCAUGAUUUUCACAUGAACAUUCUUGACAUUGCCAAUUCAUCUAGUGCCUUGGGAGAGAAGAUAUUAGAGGAGAAGUUUGUUAGAAAAAUUCUCAAAUUGUUGCCUAAGAAGUUUUACAUGAAGGUCACAACUAUUGAAGAAGCCCAAGACAUUUUCAACAUGAGAGUGGAUGAGCUUAUUGGGCCACUUCAAACUUCUAAAUUGGCUAUCAGUGAUAGAUCUGAAAAGAAGAACAAAAGCAUAACUUUUAUCUCCAACACUAAGGAUGAAGAGGGUCAAUAUGACUUGGAGACUGAUGAAGGAAUUUCUAAUCCCAUUGUGCUUCUUGAAAGGCAAUUCAAUAAGGUGUUGAAGAAAAUGGAUAGGAAGUCAAGUCCUAAUGUCAAGAACAUAUCAAAAUGUCCCACAUAUCUCAAGAAACAAAAGAAGGGCUUGUUUUAUUCUUUGCCUGAUGACGAUUUUGAAGAUGAAACUGAUGAUGAAACUGCUAAGCAUGUUACAGCCUUCACUGGUAGAUAUGAACUUGAGGAAGGUUCCUGUGAUGAGUAUGUUUCUUAUGAAGAAUUUUUGAUUUCAUACAGAGAGCUUUGUGUCAGAAGUGAAAAGGUGUGUAAGAUAGGAGAAAAGCAGAAGAGAAUUAUAGCUCAAUUACAGGAUGGAAAAGAGAAUCUUUUAUCUACUAUCUCUGGUCUUAAAGAUGAGGUAACCCUGUUGAAUUAUAAACUUGAAAACAUGACCAAAUUAAUAAGAAUGUUGAACAAUGGGUCUGGUAUGUUAGAUGAAAUUCUUCAAGUUGGAAAAGGGGUUGGAAACUUAAAAGGUAUAGGUUUUGAUUACCAAUCUCUCAAAGGAAAAAACCUAGUGACAAAACUUAUUCCUCCAGAAAGGAAGGCUAAUCAUAUGAUGAUUAAAACUAGAAAGGAGUGGAAACCUAAGAUUGUUGUCUCUAUUCUCAUAGCCCAUACUUCUCUUAGAGCUUCAUCUAGAGAAGACUGGUACUUCGAUAUUGGUUAUUCAAGACACGUGACAGGGGUCAAGAAGUAUUUGGUGGACAUUAAAUCUUAUUCCUCUAGUUUUGUCACGUUUAGUGAUGAAGCUAAAGGUGAAAUAAAGGGUAUAGGAAAUAUAGGUUGCAAUUGUCUUCCUAUACUAGAUGAUGUUCUGCUUGUGAAAGGACUGACUACAAAUCUCAUCAGUAUUAGUCAGUUAUGUGAUCAAGGUUUAAAAGUCAAUUUUACCAAGUCAAAAUGUUUGGUUACAAAUGAGAAGAAUGAUGUUCUGAGGAGAGGAGUUAGGUAUAAAUAUAAUUUAUAUUUAUGGAUACCACAAGAAACUACUUGUUCUUCCACAUGCUUAAUGUCCAAGGAAGAUGAUGUCAAAUUGUGGCACCAGAAGCUUGGACAUCUUAAUCUCAAAGGUAUGAAAAAGAUUGCGUCUGAAGAAGCUAUUAGAGAUAUACCAAAGCUCAAAAUUAAGGACAGUAAAGUCUGUGGUAUUAGUCAUGAGUUCUCAUCUCCCAUCACUCCUCAGCAAAAUGGAGUUGUGGAACGCAAGAAUAGAACAUUAGAAGAAUUAUCUAGAGUUAUGCUUCAUGCAAAAAAUCUUCCUUAUCAUUUUUGGGCUGACGCAAUGAACACUGCUUGCUAUAUCACAAUCGUGUUACUCUAA
This is a messenger RNA of Lathyrus oleraceus (garden pea), 1974 nucleotides long. RefSeq lists its product as uncharacterized. The record is from RefSeq and is a predicted model, not a curated record. Lineage: Eukaryota; Viridiplantae; Streptophyta; Magnoliopsida; Fabales; Fabaceae. Gene Ontology annotation, molecular function: nucleic acid binding. Gene Ontology annotation, biological process: DNA integration. The transcript is spliced from 5 exons. Bases 1 to 1974 code for a protein of 657 amino acids.